Molecule: messenger RNA, 1131 nt
Organism: Orussus abietinus
Lineage: Eukaryota; Metazoa; Arthropoda; Insecta; Hymenoptera; Orussidae
Gene: Brms1
Product: breast cancer metastasis-suppressor 1-like protein
Exons: 3
Coding region: 137-829 (230 amino acids)
Biological process (GO): negative regulation of transcription by RNA polymerase II
Cellular component (GO): Sin3-type complex
Molecular function (GO): histone deacetylase binding
Source: RefSeq, a predicted model, not a curated record
UGGUCGACCAGGUUCAUAAGUUAAGUUAAUGGCUCGUGAUUUCGGUAGUUGACGAGUAGUGUUUUAGUGUGAAAUAUUGUUAUUUACGAGUUUUCUCGGAGAAGUCCGACUCUUUUACAUCCAGCUUCUUCUUCAGAUGCCCAGUGUGAAGGACGAAUCUGAAGGAGAGGGAGAGGAGAUGUCACACGAUAGCAAUGACAGUAAUCAAAGUACAGCAUCCUGCGACAGCAGUGCCGAGCACACCGACAGCGAUGAUUCUUCCGAAAUGGACGAGGAAGAGUGUGAGAGACGGAGGAACGAAUGUAUGGAAAAUCUAGUCGAUCUUGAAAGACAAUUUACUCUUUUAAAGGAACAAUUAUAUCGUGAACGUAUCACGCAAGUUGAUACGAAACUUGGCGAAGUGCGUGUCGGGAAGUCGGAAGAAUAUUUAAUUCCAUUAGAACGACUUAAAGAGAAUAUGAAGACUAAGACUGAAGUUGCUGGAAUUCUAAAGCAAUUGAGACUGCAGAAUAUUCAAAAUAAAUUCCUAGCCGAGGAGCAGGCAGCGUUGCAAAACUUUCAGAGUGAGAAGGAACUGGUUUGGGAUGCCAUCCACAGUGAUCUUCAGGAAAAAAUUCGUAGACUGGAAGAGGACAGGAAUAACGUAGAUAUACAUGCAGACUUGUGGUUAAACUCAAGCGGUAGAAGGCACAGAAAUCAUUCCGAGAGAAGAAGAGCAGUCUCCGUCGCAGGACCUUACAUCGUUUACAUGCUCAACGAUGCAGACAUACUGGAAGACUGGGCCUUAAUAAAAAAGAGCUUAAGCAGUCGGAAGACAGAGAUCCUCUAGUCCAGCAUUUUUGAAAGGUUCCUGUCGGAUAUCGAAGAGGUAACCAUCAAAGAAAAUAUAGCGUGAUACGUUGUACCUUAUCCGAGUAUGCUGUUGUUUCGUCUUUUGGUCCCGAAGAACGUCUCGUGAUGUUUUCCAUCGUUUAUGUUCAAUCUAACUUUUUGUUCUAUUUUCUAACUAUUUCCUAACGAACGUCGGGAACUUUGGAUGAAUUCUGGCAUCAGGAUGUGCAUUUUAGAACGUAAGGUUAUAGUAUAUAAGAAAUGUAAUAUUUUUCAAUAAAUUUUACUCGAUAAACGCGA